Messenger RNA from Purpureocillium lilacinum, 3291 nucleotides. RefSeq lists its product as uncharacterized. Gene Ontology annotation, molecular function: nuclear import signal receptor activity; small GTPase binding. The record is from RefSeq and is a predicted model, not a curated record. Lineage: Eukaryota; Fungi; Ascomycota; Sordariomycetes; Hypocreales; Ophiocordycipitaceae. Gene Ontology annotation, biological process: protein import into nucleus. Gene Ontology annotation, cellular component: nucleus; cytoplasm.
AUGUCCCUCCUUUCCGCCGAAGUGCACGCCGAGCUCACCCAGCUGCUCCAGGCCCUUCAGUCCGCCGACAAUGGCAUCCGCUCCCAGGCAGAAGAGCAUCUGCAGAACAGCUGGACCGGGACGAGGCCCGAGGUGUUGCUGAUGGGCCUGGCGGAGCAGAUUCAGGGUGCUGGGGACAACGCGACACGCUCAUUUGCCGCCGUCAUCUUCCGACGCAUCGCCUCCAAAACUCGGAAAAUUGAGUCCGGUGAGAAUGUGGACAUGUUCUACUCUCUGUCCAAGGACCAGGCCAUGGUCAUCCGCCAAAAGCUUCUCGAGACCCUUGCCACCGAGGCCGAUCGCAUGGUCCGCAACAAAAUCAGCGAUGCCGUGGCCGAGGUAGCGCGCCAGUAUACAGACAACAAUGAUGCCUGGCCGGAACUUCUGGGUGCCCUGUUCCAGCUCAGUCAGGCACCCGAGGCUGAGAAGCGAGAAAACGCUUUUCGCGUCUUCACCACAACUCCCAGCAUCAUCGAGAAGCAGCAUGAAGAGGCCGUCCUCCAGGCUUUCCAGAAGGGUUUCAAGGAUGACGCCGUCAUGGUGCGUCUCGCCGCUAUGGAGGCCUUUGCUGCCUUCUUCCGAACCAUCACCAAGAAAUCGCAGGCCAAAUACUACGCCCUUAUUCCGGACGUCCUCAAUAUUCUUCCUCCCAUCAAGGAGUCUCAAGACUCGGAGGACUUGAGCAAGGCUCUCCUCGCGCUCAUCGAUUUGGCCGAGACGGCGCCCAAGAUGUUCAAGCAUCUGUUCCAAAACCUCGUUCAGUUCAACGUGUCUGUCAUCCAGGACAAGGAGCUCGACAAUGUCUGCAGGCAGAAUGCCCUUGAACUCAUGGCAACAUUUGCGGAUUAUGCACCGUCCAUGUGCAGAAAAGACGCUUCCUAUACGACCGACAUGAUCACCCAGUGUCUGAGCUUGAUGACCGAUCUAGGUGAAGAUGACGAUGAUGCCGCAGAGUGGCUGGCCUCUGACGAUCUUGAUCAAGACGAGAGUGAUCAGAACCACGUCGCUGGUGAGCAAACGAUGGAUCGCCUCGCCAACAAGCUCGGUGGCCAGACUAUCCUAGCUCCGACGUUCAACUGGCUGCCCCGAAUGAUGACAUCGAUGGCCUGGAGGGACCGCCAUGCGGCUUUGAUGGCCAUCUCUGCCAUCUCGGAAGGCUGUCGUGAUCUCAUGAUCGGAGAGCUCAGCCAGGUUCUUGACCUGGUCAUUCCAGCACUGCAAGACGCCCAUCCCCGUGUGCGCUGGGCUGGCUGCAAUGCGCUGGGCCAGAUGAGCACGGAUUUCGCUCCCAAGAUGCAGACCGACUUCUACGACCGGGUUCUGAAGGCCAUUGUCCCGGUGCUCGAUUCUCCUGAAGCGCGUGUCAAAUCUCACGCCGCUGCUGCCCUGGUCAAUUUCUGUGAAGAGGCUGAGAAGUCCAUCCUCGAGCCAUAUCUCGACGAACUGCUGUCUCAUCUGUUCCAGCUUCUUCAGAGCGACAAGCGCUAUGUCCAAGAGCAGGCCCUGUCAACCAUCGCAACCAUUGCUGAUGCCGCCGAGGCAGCCUUCGCGAAGUACUACGACACUUUGAUGCCUCUGCUCGUCAACGUCCUCCAAAACCAAAAUGAGAAGGAGUACAGGCUUCUCCGCGCCAAAGCCAUGGAGUGUGCCACGCUCAUUGCUCUGGCUGUCGGGCGCGAAAGGCUCGGCCCCGACGCCAUGACUCUGGUCAACCUCCUCGCCAACAUCCAGACCAGCAUCACGGAUGCCGACGACCCUCAGGCCCAGUAUCUCAUGCAUUGCUGGGGCAGGAUGUGCCGAGUGCUUGGCUCGGACUUCGUACCGUUCCUGGACAGCGUCAUGCCCCCGCUUCUAGAGCUCGCCAUGGCCAAAGCCGACAUACAGCUGCUGGAUGACGACGAGCAGGCGGAGCAGAUGAACGGAGAGGACGGUUGGGAAUUUGUUCCGCUCAAGGGUAAGAUGAUUGGUAUCCGCACGAGUACCAUGGACGACAAACACAUGGCCAUCGAGCUUCUCGUCGUAUACGCGCAGGUUCUGGAGGGAGCUUUCGCUCCAUUCGUUGCCAACAUCAUGGAGAAGAUUGCCCUUCCCGGCCUAGCUUUCUUCUUCCACGACCCAGUCCGCUACAUCUCGUCAAAGCUGGUACCGCAGCUCCUGAGCUCAUACAAGAAAGCAUACGGCUGCCCGUCCAACGAGCUGGCCGGGCUCUGGAAUGCAACCGUGGACAAGCUGCUCGAAGUCCUUACUGCCGAGCCCUCCAUCGAGACGCUCGCUGAGAUGUACCAAUGCUUCUACGAGUCAGUCCAGGUUGUUGGCAAGGAUUGUUUGACUCCUGUACACAUGAGCCGAUUUAUCGACUCGGUCCACUCUGCGCUGGAGGAUUAUAAGGACAGGGUCGCUCAACGUGCCGAGGAAAGGGAGGGCGCCACAGCGGAUGAUGUUGAGGACGAGGCGGAGGAGACUUUGAUGGCGAUCGAAGACGACCAGACCCUCUUGUCGGACAUGAACAAGGCGUUCCACUCCGUCUUCAAGCACCAUGGCGCCGCCUUCUUGCCCGCCUGGGAGCAGCUCAUGUCGACUUACGAAGGAUUCCUCGCCUCGCCUGAUCCCACCCAGAGGCAGUGGGGCCUGUGCAUCAUGGAUGAUGUGUUGGAGUAUUGCGGGCCUGAGAGCAGCCGAUACGCCAACUACAUCUCGCAGCCACUAAUUGACGGAUGCCGGGACGCGUCUCCGGCGAUCAGGCAGGCGGCAGCAUAUGGCAUUGGCGUCGCCGCUCAUCGCGGCGGUGCAGCGUGGACCCAAUUCCUCGGCAACUCGAUUCCUUUCCUUUUCCAGGCGACUCAAGUACCCGACGCCCGGAACGAGGACAACAUCUACGCCACCGAGAACGCUUGUGCGGCGAUUGCCAAGAUUCUGCAUUACAACUCGGGGAGCGUUGGGGAUGCACAAACGUUGAUCACCCAGUGGAUCGACACACUCCCUGUCACUAACGACGAGGAAGCGGCCCCGUAUGCGUAUGCAUAUUUGGCUGAGCUUAUUGAUCAACGUCAUCCCGCAGUGAUGAAUCAAGCCAGCAAAAUCUUUGUCUUUAUUGCACAGGCUCUGGAGGCAGAGACACUGCAAGGCCAGACGGCGAGUCGUGUGGCGUCUGCCACGAAGACACUUCUUACGACUGCCAACGUGGAUCCGAUGCCUCUUCUGCAGCAGUUUUCUCAGGAUGCACAGCGAACGAUUAUGGGUUACUUCAGCUAG